This is a messenger RNA of Pelmatolapia mariae (spotted tilapia), 2221 nucleotides long. RefSeq names its product nucleobindin-2-like. NCBI's taxonomy places the organism in Eukaryota, Metazoa, Chordata, Actinopteri, Cichliformes, Cichlidae. The transcript has 13 exons. Gene Ontology annotation, molecular function: calcium ion binding. Gene Ontology annotation, cellular component: endoplasmic reticulum-Golgi intermediate compartment; extracellular exosome. The record is from RefSeq and is a predicted model, not a curated record. Bases 142 to 1482 code for a protein of 446 amino acids.
AAAGGAGGCUUGUAUUGGUGGUUAACAGAUGACGGCUGUAAACAAGCUCCGGUGAAGCUCAGGCACUUUGAGGAACACUAAACCGUGAAAGCCAGGUGAAGAACAAAAAAAGAGGAGAGCAAAAUAAGCUCCACGUUACAAAUGGUGAGGAGUAAAGCCUUGGCCCACUGUGGCCUUGUUCUGCUCAGUUUGUGGCUGUGUAUCCAGUCAGUGCCUAUCAGUGUGGACAAGACCAAAGAAAAGGCUAAAGAGGAGGAACUGGGGCCACCCGAGAGUGCUGACACUGGGCUGCACUACGACCGCUACCUCAGGGAGGUCAUUGAGUAUCUUGAGAAGGACCCCCACUUUAGAGAAAAGCUUAAAAAUGCCAAUAUGGAUGACAUCAAGCAAGGCAAACUUUCCAAAGAGCUGAACUUUGUUCAGCACAAUUUUCGGACCAAGCUGGAUGAGCUAAAGAGGGAGGAGAUGAACAGGCUGCGAAUGCUCAUAAAAGCUAAGCACGACAUCAAGGAAGGAAAUGGCCAAACAGUGGACCACCAGGCCCUGCUGAAACAGUUUGAGCACCUGAACCACAAGAAUCCACACACUUUUGAGGUGGAUGACCUGGACCGUCUCAUCAAAUCGGCGACUAAUGACCUGGAGAACUUUGACAAGGACCGCCAUGAUGAGUUCAAGCAAUAUGAGAUGAUGAAAGAGCAUGAGCGACGGCAACGCCUGAAGAACUUGAAUGAGGAGGAUCGCAAGAAGGAAGAGGAACACUACGAGGAAAUGAAGAAGAAACACGCCAACCACCCUAAAGUCAACCACCCUGGCAGUGAGGACCAGCUAAAAGAGGUGUGGCAGGAGGCAGAUGGUUUAGACCCAGAAGAUUUUGAUCCAAAAACCUUCUUCAAAAUGCACGACAGCAACGGAGACGGCUUCUUUGAUGAGAGUGAGCUUGAAGCUCUCUUUACUAAAGAGCUGGAGAAGGUUUACAACCCAGAAAAUGAAGAGGAUGACAUGGUUGAGAUGGAGGAAGAGAGACUGCGAAUGAGAGAGCAUGUUAUGAACGAGGUGGACACCAAUAAAGACAGGCUUGUAUCACUGAGCGAGUUCAUGUCAGCCACAAAGAAGGAAGAGUUCUAUGAAAAAGACGAAUGGGAGACUUUAGAUCAGAACCCAUUGUAUACUGAAGAGGAGCUGAGAGAGUUUGAACAGCAACUGGCCAAUGAGGAGAAUGACAUCAACAAGAAGUCAGCUGAGCUGCAGAAACAGAGAGAGGAACUUGAAAGAAAACAGGAAGAACUUAAUGCUCAGAAGCUGGGGCUGAAACAGGCAAUGGAAGAAAUGGAAAGGGUUAAAUCCCAAAGCUUAAAUGCUGAUGUAAAACAGCCUGCAGCUCCUCUAACUGCAGGUGAACAUGCACCAGUUGUACCAGGAAACAGUCAGCCACCUCCGCCUGGUCACCAGCAGCAAGAUGUACCCGUGCCUAGACAUUCUUAGCAGGCCUCACCACCCUGUGUGCGAUAUGAGUGAGCAUGCAAGUGUGCUUGUGUUUUCAUGGUUUCAAUUUUUUUUGGUUAUUGUUUAGAAUACACAAAACACACAGCAACACGGGGGGGGGGGAGAUCUCUUAGUGCCAAUGAUGCCCUUCCUUCUGCUGGUUAAAACAACUGAAUGAGCCAGCCUGGAAAUGUGGAGCUGCUCCAGUUUUCUAUGUGGACAAUCAACCCUUUUGUUUUGUUUUUUUUAUCUUGUAUCACAAAAGGACUCUGUUCUCUAUUGGAAGUUCUUUGGGGUGAAAUGGGGAGGGCAGCUGGCCUGAUAACUGAAUGUUUAGUUUUGUUCACACUGUAGUUUUACUGCCACUUUUUCCUUAAGAAAAUCCUUUCAAAAUAUUAUUUAUUUUUAUGGUAAAGUGUGAAUUAUUUUGGAAAAAAUAAAUGCCAGAAAAGGAAGAUUAGAGCCGAAAUGAAGUUUUAUAGAAAAAGUGUUUCCUUCAAUGUGUUUUCAAGCUGUUGUGACCUCUGGAUCAGAUUAGUGCAGAAUAAGAGAUGAAGUUAAAUAUAUACAAUAUGUAUUUAAAUGUUAUAAUUUUUAAUAAUUGUGUUUGUGAUUGUGACAAUUGUAUGGAUUAUGAAGUGGUUGCCUGGAUGUCAGUGCUCAGGAGUGUCUGUGAAUUUGUUUAUUUAUUCUCGAACCACUGUAAAUGAAAUGAAUGCAGGAGGUUGAAAUUUGCCUU